GCUAUGGUCCUGGGGCAGUAGCGGGUGGUCGGCGUGCGCGCCUGGGGCUUUGGGCCAACACCGAGCAAUUGAGAAUGCGCGACAAUCUGACCACGGCUUUAGGGCUACCGCACUGUUUUAUAUGGGAUAAGGGCAUCGUGGGUAUUGGCUUGGCGCGCUAGGGGCUCAGCCGGCCCACUUCCAGGGGGGGGUCGGGACCAAAUGUCGGUGGCAACCGACAGCUAACCGCUGAGUUGGACACCCCGAACCCCUGUGCGGGGCCGAGCUGCGGGCACGCGGGGGGAAGUCCGCGCGCGCCCUCGCAAUUUCACAGGGCGUUGGCCCAGCAAUUAAUCUUACAUGAAUACACUCCAAUUCCCCGCCCCCGACCCCGACCCCGCCCCCGCCCCCGCCCCCGACCCCGACCCCGACCCCGACCCCGACCCCGACCCCGACCCCGACCCCGACCCCGACCCCGACCCCGACCCCGACCCCGACCCCGACCCCGACCCCGACCCCGACCCCGACCCCGACCCCGACCCCGACCCCGACCCGGACCCCGACCCCGACCCCGACCCCGACCCCGACCCCGACCCCGACCCCGACCCCGACCCCGACCCCGACCCCGACCCCGACCCCGACCCCGACCCCGACCCCGACCCCGACCCCGACCCCGACCCCGACCCCGACCCCGACCCCGACCCCGACCCCGACCCCGACCCCGACCCGGUCACCGGGGCACGCUCCAUGGAUCGCAUGGCGGUCCGCUAGUGGGAUUACUGGGCCUCUUUCCAGUCGAUUUAGUGGCGCCCCCUUUAGAAUGCUCCG
This is a messenger RNA of Chlamydomonas reinhardtii, 807 nucleotides long. RefSeq lists its product as uncharacterized. The coding region runs from base 340 to 750 and encodes 136 amino acids. The transcript has 3 exons. Lineage: Eukaryota; Viridiplantae; Chlorophyta; Chlorophyceae; Chlamydomonadales; Chlamydomonadaceae. The record is from RefSeq and is a predicted model, not a curated record.